UGUCACAGCUGACAGGCUAUCGCCUUAAUAAAUGCGCUUCAUGAUAAAAUAGUGCGAAUUUCUUCUGCACGUAAUUUAUACAGUUUAUAUAUACCUACAGUUUUGUAUUCUACUAAAUAGAGCAGUUUCCGGUGCAUACAGGCACUACACGAUUAAACGUUUUUCUGUUUAUAAAUAUAAAUACGGCAGUCGUGUCUCUGAGGAGCGGAAGGAUUUUGCCCUGGACUACCCUCUGAACGAGGCGGGAUGCGAAACUUAGUUUCACUUUUAAUUUGUCAUUUCCGUAAUACUUUUCUGCGGCUUUGCCGUAACAUGAUGGCAUCAGCCGCGUCGUCUGCGUAUCAUGAAAUGUUUAAUUGCAACGUAUGUUUUUUUACAGUCCAGGAAGAGCCAGUGGCGCUACCCUGUGGGCAUAAAUUUUGCACGAACUGUAUGAAAAAAUCCUCGUCUGAGAGGGCCGAUUGUCGCUGUCCUCUGUGCCAGUGUGUCUUCGCUCCAGAGGCGCUUUCUAAAAACGCCCAACAGGUUGAAAUGGCAGAGCAGUGGACAGGAGUAGGAUCUGCUGCGACAGAACCCAUGGACGUGCCCUGCGAUGUGUGUAUUGGAGUAAAGCGCAAGGCGGCUCAGACCUGCGUGACUUGCCUGGCUUCCUUUUGUGAAACUCACAUUCAGCCGCACAAACAGUCGGAAGCUCUGAAGAGACACAGACUGGAGGAGCCGACUAGUAACCUACAGCAGAAACUUUGUCCGAAUCACAGAAUAAUGUUGCAGCUUUACUGCAGGACCGAUCAGAAGUGCGUCUGCUUGCUGUGUGUCGCCGUGAAACACAAGGAUCAUGAGCUGGUGGAGAUGGAGACCGAGAGGGCGGAGAAGCAGGCGCAGAUGGACGUGAAGCGAAAAGAAAUCGAGAGCUCAGUCUGGAAAAAACAAAGACAAGUGGCCUUGACUAUAGCAGCCAUAGAGGAGCUGAGGCGCUCUGCACAAAGAGAAAUACAGGAAUGUGAGAAGACCUUCACUUCUGUCUUCCAGUCCAUUCAGAGGCUGAGAUCAGAGGUGACUGUGCUGAUAAGAAAUUAUGAGCAGAGGGAAGUGAGAAAGGCUGAGGAGCUCAUUCAGCAGCUGGAGAAAGAGAUAGAGGAGCAGAAGAGGAACAUCUCCAGGAUGGCCGAGCUCUCACAGACUGAUGACCACAUCGACUUCCUUCAGAAGUUCUCAUCUGUACAAGAUCUUCCUAUAGAUGGAGACACACCAAGCAUCCCUACCAAAAGACGUUUGUUGCCUGGUUCUGUCAGAAUGGACAUAUGCAGUCUCCAGAAGUAUCUGAACACAAUCAGCAGCUUGGAGUUUGUGGAAAUGAGACAGACGGGGCUUGAUGAACCAAACUACGUCUUGCAGAGCCUAAUGGAGAGAAGUUUUCUUUUGAAAUACGCCUGUCCUCUAAGUCUGGACGCCAAUACUGUAAAUGGAAGCCUCCGCAUCUCUGAAGAGAACACGAUGGUGAAUUUUAACACUGUAAAAGCCCACUACCUAAUCCACCCUGACCGAUUUGAGCGAUGGCCCCAAGUCCUGUGCCGAGAGGCUCUGUUUGGCCGUCGCUACUACUGGGAGGUGAAGUGGAGCGGAGAACACGCUGAUAUUGGAGUUGCGUACAAUGGCAUUUGUAGGAAAAGCGGGGAUUCAAAAUGUCUCCUCGGAGGCAAUGACAAGUCCUGGAGUUUAGUCUGCUCUGGCUCUCGUUGUUCUGUACGGCACAACGGUUUGGAUACUGUAAUAUCUGCACCCAGCAGCCAAACAAUUGGAGUCUAUCUGGACUGGCAUGCCGGCACGUUGUCCUUUUAUAGCAUUUCAGAUACACCGACUCUUCUGUUUAGAUUUCAUACCACUUUCGCUCAGCCACUCUAUCCAGGAUUCAGAGUGACCGGUAGUGUGAAAAUCUGUCAGCUGAACUAGCUGGAAUAUUAAAUGCUGUCGUGUACUGUGGGAAUUGUGUCUCUCAUAUAAGGGGGCUACAUGGACCUAAGUGGGAGGAGAAUCAAUAAUGUCAGGAUAUUUAAAAUGUUAUCAAUGAGUGAAGGUGAAUGUUAUUUAGUACUCAAUGUAACAGUUAUUACAGCCUUUCCAAAAGUAUUGGAACAGCAAGGCCUUUUCUUUUGAUUUUGUUUUGAUGUCAGUUGCUCAGUACACCAGUGGUUUCUUUUUUUUCCAGAAUAUUCCAGGUGUUUGUAUUGACUAUAUACUCAGUGUUUGUGCAAUAUCUCUGAUUGCUUUUUCCCCUCACUUCUCCAGUUCAAAAUGGCUUGCUUGUCUUCCAUAGACAGCUCUUUGGUCAUCAUGUCGCUUUAUCCUUUCUAACAACAAAUGCAGUCUUCACAGGUGAAGCCCAAGGCUAAACCCAAGACAUACACAGAGCUAUUUAUUGUUUAAACAAUCAAAUCUAUACAGGGCACACUUGUGGAACUUGAUUGGUUUUGGUCACCUAAAAAAAUUGGGGUUUUGUUACAAAAAAUGUGCUACCUUCAUACACAUCUAGAUGUCAAUACCAGGAAAUAAAAGCUGAAAUUCUGAACUCUAGUCUCAUAUUUAUCUUUUGAUCUCAAAUCCAAAUAUCUUCAGUGUAGAGAAAUAAGAAAUGAAUCAGCCUUGCCAUUUCAAUAUUAUUGGAGGGUACUGUAUCUGAUUAAUAAAAAGGAAUAUCAUAUUCACAAUAAAAAGGAUUCCAAGGGUAUUCUAUAACCCAUAUAGUCAAGUCUGAUGUAACUAAAACUGCAGAAAGCAAUCAAUAUGCUUCAUCCACAUUGCUGUAUCCAGCUUUCUAAUAUUUCAAACCUAAAACUGUUUUCUGAUAAUUCAUAAUAUAACAAAAGUAAAUCAUUUGUA
Molecule: messenger RNA, 2877 nt
Organism: Erpetoichthys calabaricus (reedfish)
Lineage: Eukaryota; Metazoa; Chordata; Cladistia; Polypteriformes; Polypteridae
Product: tripartite motif-containing protein 16-like
Exons: 6
Coding region: 247-1950 (567 amino acids)
Molecular function (GO): zinc ion binding; protein binding
Source: RefSeq, a predicted model, not a curated record